UUUGACUUUCUAACGAAAUGGGCGGAGAAGAACACAUCCGGGCAUUUUGAGCGCACUUCAUGCGUAUUUUGGGUGCGACUGAUGACGAAGUUGACAAACGACAGCGUUCUCUGACGCUAAACAUGUCGCCCAGAAACCCGGGCACGACGCUCGACCUGGAAUGGAUAUCCAAAGUGAGAGUGAACACACAGGCUGUGUUGAAGAGGGCUCAGUUUAUCCAAAGACAGAAGAUCCCCAAGAAACAGUGGCAGGCUGCAUGGCUGCUGAAGGCUGUGACACUGAUCGACCUGACCACUCUGGCCGGAGACGAUACGUCCUCCAAUGUCCACAGGCUCUGUUUGAAAGCUGUGCAGCCAGUUCGAUACGACCUGCUCAAGAAGAUUGAUAUGCACGACAAAGGCGUGACAACAGCAGCGGUGUGUGUGUAUCCAUCUCGUGUGACUGAUGCUGUCAGAUCACUUAAAGCAGCCAACUCCAGCCUUCCUGUCGCCUCAGUGGCCACUGGCUUCCCAGCUGGCCAGACACCACUGGAGACCCGCCUGCAGGAAGUGCGCAUAGCAGUGAGUGACGGUGCGACGGAGAUCGACAUCGUCAUCAACAGGAUGCUGGCCAUUACAGGACAGUGGGAAGCCAUGUACAACGAGAUCCGUCAGUUUCGGGAGGCUUGUGGCCCCGCCCACAUGAAGACCAUCCUGGCUGUCGGAGAGCUUGGCUCAUUCACCAACGUCUACAGAGCCAGCAUGGUCGCCAUGAUGGCUGGUUCAGACUUCAUCAAGACGUCUACAGGGAAGGAGGCUGUCAAUGCUACUUAUCCUGUUGCCAUAGUGAUGGUGAGAGCCAUCCGUGACUACUUCAUGAGUACGGGCCACAAGGUGGGCUUUAAGCCAGCAGGGGGCAUCCGAACAGCUGAAGAGUCUUUGGUUUGGCUGACUCUUAUCAAAGAAGAGCUGGGUGAUGAUUGGCUCUGUCCUGGCCUGUUUCGCCUGGGAGCCAGCAGCCUAUUGGCUGACAUUGAGAGGCAGAUUUAUCAUCAGGUGACUGGACAGUAUGCAGCGUAUCAUGACCUUCCCAUGGCUUGAAUUCACCUGCUUCAUGUUUUAAAGAGAAGCUCAGAAGAUCCACACGAGCCUCAGUCAUAAAUCUGCUGCUCGUUCAAGGUGUUUUCAGUGUUCUGAUGAAUAACCCAGCUGGUAAUUUAAAGCUCGAAGCGAAGAACAUAAUGAAGAUCAAAGUUUUUUACUUCUUAUAAUUUAACAAUCGCACUUCAUAAAAUAAACACAGUGAAAAACA
This is a messenger RNA of Oreochromis aureus, 1290 nucleotides long. It is a transcript of the gene dera, whose product is annotated as deoxyribose-phosphate aldolase (putative). Gene Ontology annotation, biological process: deoxyribonucleotide catabolic process; carbohydrate catabolic process. The record is from RefSeq and is a predicted model, not a curated record. The transcript is spliced from 9 exons. Lineage: Eukaryota; Metazoa; Chordata; Actinopteri; Cichliformes; Cichlidae. The coding region runs from base 60 to 1079 and encodes 339 amino acids. Gene Ontology annotation, molecular function: deoxyribose-phosphate aldolase activity. Gene Ontology annotation, cellular component: cytoplasm.